AUGUCAAAGGUUGCUAAGGUUGAUCAAAGAGUUAAGGAAUAUCUGGAGGAUGCUGGGUCUGAAAAAUGGUCUCGAUGUCACUCGCCUGUUAAGUCAGCAGGUAGUUAUCUUUAUUGUGUAUAUGAAUUGGGACAGCGGUACAUUAUCGAUAUUGAGCGUGGCACGUGCAAUUAUGGUCGGUAUCAAAUUGAUAAAAUACCGUGUCCACACGAAAUUACCGUAUUGAAAAGUAAAAAUAUGGAUGUAAAGGAUUAUGGUCGUUAUUGCUCUGAAUUGAACAGGCCAAACACCAUAGUCAAGACAUAUGAACUCCCGAUAGUUUCAAUGUCAGAAAAAAAGGAUUGCAAUGUUCCAGGUUUUGUUGAUGAUGAAGAAGUUUUGCCGCCCAAAUAUAGAAGACCGCCUAGUAGACCAAAAAAAGGAAGAUAUUUGAAAUCAAGUGAAUCACCGUCUUCAAGGUUGAACCAUUGUGGUAAAUGCAGACGAGCCGAUCACAAUCGGAGGACGUGCAAUUUCUUUCCAAUGAAAUCAUGA
Capsicum annuum is the source of this 534-nucleotide messenger RNA. RefSeq lists its product as uncharacterized. Lineage: Eukaryota; Viridiplantae; Streptophyta; Magnoliopsida; Solanales; Solanaceae. Bases 1 to 534 code for a protein of 177 amino acids. The record is from RefSeq and is a predicted model, not a curated record. The transcript is spliced from 2 exons.